Molecule: messenger RNA, 1707 nt
Organism: Solenopsis invicta (red fire ant)
Lineage: Eukaryota; Metazoa; Arthropoda; Insecta; Hymenoptera; Formicidae
Biological process (GO): glutathione metabolic process
Molecular function (GO): glutathione transferase activity
Source: RefSeq, a predicted model, not a curated record
UCCACCGUCGACAUAUCACGUUCGUGACUGCUGUAAGCGCGAUAAGUGCUUUUCCGUCCUCUGCGUAAAACUUGCUAAAUUCAAUAUGCCUUCCUACAAGCUGACUUACUUCCCCUUUACGGCAUUGGGCGAGCCAAUUCGUUAUUUGUUCAGCUAUGCUGGUAUUGAAUUCGUAGAUGAACGUUUUGAUGUAAAAGAUUGGCCCAAAAUUAAACCAACUACGCCAUUUGGUAAAGUGCCCGUGCUCGAAAUAGAUGGAAACAAGUUCAAUCAGUCCGCAGCUUCCCGUUUUAUUUCCCGUUAUUUAGCGAAACAAUGCGGUUUGGCUGGCAAAGAUGAUUUGGAGGCUUUAGAAAUCGAUUCGAUCGUCGAUACGAUACACGAUUUACGCACCUCUUUGUAUGCUUUCUACUUCGAGAGCAACGAACAAGCUAAAGCAGAAAAAUUUAAAAUGAUCCAAGAGAUGAUACCGUUUUAUAUGGAGCGUUUUGACGCUCAGGUGAAGAAGAACGGUGGUUAUUUCGUCGGCAAUGCUCUGACGUGGGCCGAUAUAACUUUCGUUACUGUCUUGGAGUGUUGCUUCUACAUGGCAAUGAAAGAAAACAUCAUCGAGAAAUAUGCGAACUUGAAAGAACUCCAAAAGAAAGUUGAGGAAAUACCAGCCAUCAAGAGCUGGAUCAAAAAACGUCCGCCAAAUCAACCGUUACGUAACAGACGCUUUUCCAUCUUCUGCGUAAAAUUUGCCAAAUUCAACAUGCCUUCCUAUAAGCUGACUUACUUCCCCAUCACUGCGUUGGCCGAGCCAAUUCGUUUUCUGUUGAACUAUGCUAACAUCGACUUUGAGGAUGACCGUUUUGAUAGAGCAGAUUGGCCAAAAAUUAAACCUACUAUGCCAUUCGGUCAAGUACCCGUGCUCGAAAUAGACGGAAAGAAGUACCCUCAGUCUGUAGCUAUUUGCCGUUACUUGGCGAAACAAUGUGGUCUUGCCGGCAAGGACGAUUGGCAGGCUUUGGAAAUCGAUGCGACCGUUGACACGAUACACGAUUUGCGCUCAAAUAUCGCUGCUUACUUCUAUCAGUCAAACGAAACGGCUAAAGAAGAAAAACAUAAACAGCUCAAGGAGGUGGUGCCGUAUUAUUUGGAGCGUUUGGAUGCUCAAGUGAAGAAGAACGACGGUUACUUCGUUGGCGGUGCCCUAUCGUGGGCCGAUUUCACUUUCGUCGGUCUGUUGGAUUACUUGAAUCACAUGAUGAAUGAAAACAUCAUCGAAAAAUAUGAGAAUUUGCAACAACUCCAAAAGAAAGUCGAGGAAGUACCGGCCAUCAAGCGCUGGAUCGAGAAGCGUCCGCCAACCGUGUGGCCGAAGUAAUUUGAAUAAUUUCAUAAAAUGAUGGUUGCUUUUUCAACAGAGAUGAUUAUUCAUUGAUGUUUGAUUUAAAUAUUGUAUCGAUUUCUCGUUUUCCUUCAAAUAUGCAUAUCUAUAUAUAUCUAUACCGAUACAUACUAAUUGUAAGAUAUAUAUGUAUAAUGGACUAUAUACGAACUAUAUACUGGAGAUACGAACGUAUAUUUUCACAUCUUUUUUAAUUGUUGCUCUUAUUGUCACGUGACAAUAAAAAAAUAUUCUGAAAUUCUAUUUAAAUCUUAAAAAAAUGUAUUAUUUUUUACUAUGUAAUUUUGUAUUUUAAUAAAUCUAUUUAAACUAUU